AUGGGCAUGCUCAAUAUGGACAUUCGUCAAGUACUUUAUAUUCUGGAACUGACAGGAACGUUUACGUGCACUUGGCCAAUUAAUCCGAAUGACAGUAAAAAAUACAUCAUUAUUCGUAACAUCUUGUGGACAUUCACGAUAUUGAACGUGAUUUUUUUAACAAUAUCCUUGAUGCUUGCUAUUUUUCAUUUUCGAAGUGAUGUACCUAAAUCGAUGAAAACUGCCUCUGAGAUGGCUGCUUUGCUCGAAGUCGCUUUGGAUUUGGCUCUCUGCAAAUGGAACAACAGCGAAUUGCAGGCUUUGAUAGAAGAAGUCAAGUCGUUCUUGAAGAUAGCCAACAAAUACGAAAUUAAAAUAUUUCAGGGAUAUAUAAAUCGUUACAAAAAAUUCUUCUCAACUGUUGCAAUGGGAUACAUCUUACCUGCGAGCUCGUUCAUUUUGAUGCCUUUGUUCUCAGCCCAAGAAUUACCCGCAGAGGGAUGGCUUCCAUUCUCCAUCAAACCACUCGGAAUAUACUGCGUAGUCUAUGUCAAUCAUGUUUAUUGCAUUUUACAAACGUCAUUUUGCAUUUUUGUAGAUUUCACGAUCGUCAUCCUCUUUAGUUUUCCCGCUGCCAAAUUAGACGUAUUACGGUCAAAAUUGCGGCAUGUGAAUAAUCACGAUAUGUUGGUGAACUGUAUCAAGGAACAUCAAAAAAUAUUAGGAUUUGUGGAGGAUACUAACGCUACUGUUGAGACUUUAUUAUUCAAAACGAACGUCACGAUGGGAAGCACUGUGAUAUGCGGAGCUUUCCCCCUGCUUAACAAUCAAUCAUUGGGCGUGGUCACUCAAUUUCUUCCUCUGGUAAUGUCAGGCAUGUUGCAUUUGUUCGUCAUCGCCUGGCCGGCAGACGAUUUAAGAGAAAGUAGUAUACAAUUCGCACAAUCGAUCAAUGAUAUUCAAUGGUUGGGCCAAUCAAGAAAAAUGAAAAGUUGCGUGAUUUUCAUGAUGAUAAGAAGUCAGAAAGCAUUUCUUACUCGAAUGAGUAGUUUACUACCACCUCUUUCUUUGGAAUAUUGUUCAAACUUUGUAACUACAAUAUCGUCCUACUUCAUGGCAAUGAGAACUAUGAUAGAGUCAUAA
Messenger RNA from Apis laboriosa (Himalayan honeybee), 1122 nucleotides. RefSeq lists its product as uncharacterized. The record is from RefSeq and is a predicted model, not a curated record. Gene Ontology annotation, cellular component: plasma membrane. Gene Ontology annotation, biological process: detection of chemical stimulus involved in sensory perception of smell; sensory perception of smell. Bases 1 to 1122 code for a protein of 373 amino acids. Lineage: Eukaryota; Metazoa; Arthropoda; Insecta; Hymenoptera; Apidae. Gene Ontology annotation, molecular function: olfactory receptor activity; odorant binding. The transcript has 6 exons.